Molecule: messenger RNA, 822 nt
Organism: Clavispora lusitaniae ATCC 42720
Lineage: Eukaryota; Fungi; Ascomycota; Pichiomycetes; Serinales; Metschnikowiaceae
Gene: GPN3
Product: putative signal sequence-binding GTPase
Molecular function (GO): GTPase activity
Source: RefSeq, a predicted model, not a curated record
AUGUCGCGUGUUGGAGUUCUAGUUUUGGGUCCCGCAGGCGUGGGAAAGUCCACUUUCUGCAAUUCCAUCAUUGCCCACAUGCAAUCGAUAGGAAGAAGAGCUCAUAUCGUCAACUUGGAUCCCGCAGCAGAAGCCACCGAAUAUGAAUUCACCAUUGAUAUCAGAGACUUGAUUUCGCUUCAAGAUGUUAUGGAAGAAAUGGAUAUGGGCCCGAACGGUGGGCUAGUUUAUUGUUUCGAGUACCUCUUAAACAAUUUAGACUGGUUGGACGAAGAAAUCGGUGACUACAAUGAUGAGUACUUGAUAUUCGAUUGUCCCGGCCAGAUCGAGCUCUACACCCACGUACCUGUAUUGCCUACUAUUGUUCGCCAUCUCCAAACAUCGUUGAACUUCAAUUUGUGCGCCACGUAUUUGUUGGAGGCUCCGUUUGUCAUUGACCGCUCCAAGUUCUUCUCUGGAGCUUUGAGUGCCAUGUCGGCUAUGAUCUUACUCGAAUUGCCACAUAUCAAUAUUUUAUCCAAGACAGAUUUGAUCAAGAAUGAAGUUUCCAAAAAGCAGCUCAAGCGAUUCCUAAAUCCAGAUCCGCUAGUCUUGGAGUCUGAUCCCGACAAACAGCUCAACCCCAGAUUCACUCGUUUAAACAAAGCCAUUGCUCAAUUGGUGGAUGACUUCGGCAUGGUUCAAUUUCUUCCUUUGGAUUGUUCAAAGGAUAGCACGUCCGUUGCGACAAUUUUGAGUUACAUCGAUGAUGUUACCCAAUGGUCGGAAAGUCAAGAACCGAAAGAGCCAGUGGACGAGCUCGAAAUUGAAGAUGAUGAUUAA